Messenger RNA from Prunus armeniaca (apricot), 1638 nucleotides. The record is from the annotation of a GenBank genome assembly. Lineage: Eukaryota; Viridiplantae; Streptophyta; Magnoliopsida; Rosales; Rosaceae.
AUGGCUGUGAUGAGUUCGAAUUCUGAGCAGCCACAGUUCAUUGCAAGCACUGGAAACCGGAGCUUCUCAAAUGCGCCGCUGAUUGAGAACACAGAUACAGAUCAAAUUGUUGUUCCUGAUAAGACAAGCUGGAAAAACCUAUUUGCCUAUAUGGGUCCGGGGUUUCUUGUUUCAAUUGCUUAUAUAGAUCCUGGAAAUUUUGAGACGGACUUGCAGUCAGGGGCACAAUACAAGUAUGGGCUACUUUGGAUAAUAUUAGUUGCUUCAUGUGCUGCUCUCAUCAUUCAGUCCCUUGCAGCCAAUCUCGGGGUAGUCACAGGAAAGCAUUUGGCAGAGCACUGUCGAGCUGAAUAUCCUAGAGUAACAAACUUCAUCCUUUGGGUUCUUGCUGAGAUUUCUAUAGUUGCAUGUGACAUUCCUGAAGUGAUUGGAACUGCCUUUGCAUUGAACAUGCUCUUCAACAUACCCAUAUGGAUUGGCGUUCUUCUGACAGGACUUAGUACAUUGCUUCUUCUUGCAUUACAACAAUAUGGGGUUAGGAAACUUGAAUUCUUGAUUGCAUUCCUUGUACUCACAAUUGCUGGAUGCUUCUUUGCUGAGCUUGGCUACGCAAAACCUGAUGGCGCUGAAGUUUUGAAAGGGCUUUUUGUUCCUCAACUCAAAGGAAGUGGCGCUACUGGUCUUGCAAUUUCACUUCUUGGUGCUAUGGUUAUGCCGCACAAUCUCUUCCUUCACUCUGCAUUGGUGCUCUCUAGGAAAAUACCACGAUCUGUCCGUGGCAUCAAAGAAGCAUGCAGAUUUUACAUGAUAGAAAGUGGCUUUGCUCUCAUGGUGGCCUUCCUAAUAAAUGUAUCCGUUAUUUCUGUAAGUGGUGCAGUUUGCAAUUCCGGGGAUUUGAAUGAAGAAGAUCAGAUGAACUGCCAGGACUUGGAUUUGAAUAAAGCUUCCUUUUUACUAAGAAAUGUUUUAGGUAGUUGGAGUUCCAAACUUUUUGCUGUAGCAUUGCUGGCAUCAGGUCAAAGUUCUACUAUAACAGGAACAUAUGCAGGGCAAUAUGUUAUGCAGGGCUUUCUAGAUUUACGACUGAAACCAUGGCUUCGGAACUUCUUAACAAGAUGCUUGGCAAUAGUCCCUAGUUUAAUUGUUGCAGUUAUUGGUGGCUCUGCUGGGGCUGGAAAGCUGAUUAUUAUUGCAUCAAUGAUUCUAUCGUUUGAGCUGCCUUUUGUUCUUAUUCCGCUUCUCAAGUUCACCAGCAGCAAGACCAAGAUGGGAGCUUAUGCCAACUCUACUGCAAUUUCUGCUCUCACUUGGAUCAUUGGUUCUCUGCUCAUGGCCAUAAAUGUAUACUAUUUGAUUAAUGGAUUUAUCAAGUUGCUUCUUCAUAGCCACUUCAAAGUUCUGGCCGUUGUCUUUCUUGGAAUUUUAGGAUUCUCAGGUAUGGGAUUGUAUUUGGCUGGAAUUGCAUAUCUUGUUUUCCGUAAAAACAAAGAGGCUACGCAUCUUUUGGCUUUAACAACACCUGAAAGCAGACAACUGGCAAAUGAGCAGCAGGGUAAUGCAUCGAUGUACUGUCUGGCAAGAGAAGACAUCGUGAGCAUGCAGCUCCCUCAAAGGAGGUCUACCGAAGAUUUCGACUGA